GUGUGCCCCAGAAUAAGUGCAUAUGACAUUGCUUCUUCAAUAACACAGGUAAUCACCGUUGAGACGCACGCGCUGUGGACAAAUGUUUCUGGAAAUCCUAGUAUGUACUUUCGUUUGCACUUCUGACACCAUGGUUCCUUCACCCACUAGCUCUCCUGGUUGCAAGAAGCUCUAUGACACGAGCUUGUGUUCUGCAGAAACUGAAGACUGCAAUAAAGAUCAGGACGUAAGAAUAAACUAUAGUGGCGAAACUGCUACACUCAACUGUCCUGACAACUACCGACUUAAGAUCAGAUAUGGUGACGGAAAAAUCCAAGGAGACGUUACGGUGAAGCAGUUCAAAGCAAAUUUUCAAAUUUAUUGUUUGGAUGGACGAUGGGGUGUAUUUAAUAAAGACGAUUCUGCCAAAAAGGACGUUUCUUCGGGAGAGGAAAUAACAGGUCUAGCUUGUCACAAAGAGCCACCCUGUGGGCCUUGCCCUGGAUCGAGCAGCUCUUCGUCGUAUCCACACCCUAAUGCUCAGGUAUUCUGUGCGCCUUGUCCUCCAUUCUGGAGCAGCUUUUCGAUACUGUACCCACAACUUAUUUUCCAAACCAGUGACCACCACCACCACCACCCUGACCACCACCACCCUGACCACCACCAUUCCAGCUGUCUGCCUUGUCCCAUGUUUGGGAACAGCUUUGCUUUUUCGCCGUCCCCUCAGCAGUUUCUAAUGACUUACACAAUGUGUGCACCUUUUAAUGCCCGCGGUAUUUUAUUUUUGAAUUUUACUUUUGUCGAAGCCGAAGCAAAGUGGUGAUUACUGCACACAUCAACUUUAUGUUGUGUUCGAAUAGAGGAAAAUAAAUUAUCGUUAAAACA
Messenger RNA from Cylicocyclus nassatus, 864 nucleotides. The record is from the annotation of a GenBank genome assembly. NCBI's taxonomy places the organism in Eukaryota, Metazoa, Nematoda, Chromadorea, Rhabditida, Strongylidae.